This is a messenger RNA of Ostrea edulis (European flat oyster), 11029 nucleotides long. Its product is annotated as zinc finger protein aebp2-like. Gene Ontology annotation, cellular component: ESC/E(Z) complex. The transcript has 6 exons. The record is from RefSeq and is a predicted model, not a curated record. The coding region runs from base 4725 to 5810 and encodes 361 amino acids. Lineage: Eukaryota; Metazoa; Mollusca; Bivalvia; Ostreida; Ostreidae. Gene Ontology annotation, biological process: regulation of transcription by RNA polymerase II.
GAUUUCUUUAGAAAGAAACAAAAGAAUAUGUGAAUUAUGUAACCUUAAUUGUGUUGAAGAUGAAUUUCAUUUCCUUACUGAUUGUCCAUUCUAUGUUGAAGAAAGAAAUAUGUUUUUUAAUGGUAUAUACAAGCUCAACAAAAUUUUUAUCUAUCUAACAAAUAAGGACAAAUUUACUUGGUUGAUGAUUAAUGAAGACAAACCAGUAAUUGUCAAAUUGAGUGAAUAUUUAGUGCAAACUUUCAGAAAAAGAAGUGAUGCUUUAAAACUGCAAAAAUCAUUAUAGUUUAUUAUUCAUAUAUUGGUAUAAUACUGAUACUGUCCAUCUACUUGUAUAUAUACAUGAUUAGCAAUUCAUAUAUUUAUGUACUUGUUUCCCCAACAUGCUGCAUCCACAUGCAGUUUGCAGUCUAUGUAACCUGUAGUUAAUGUUGUAAACUUUCUUUCUUUUUUUGAAUUUCCUUCUUUAUAAAAUGUCUUACUGUUAUGCCCUCUGGGCCCAAAAUUGGAAUAAACUUAUCUUAUCUUAUCUUAAGCAUGGUCAAAACACUCCAGGGACAUAAAACAAUCAAACAAAUUAACAAACAUUCUGGUAUUAAUAGAUGAUAAAAAAUGAACUAGUUUUAAGCAUUUCUCUAUGUGACAUACUCAUAAGCAUGUUCUAAUAUAAUACCAUCUCUUAAUGUAGCCUGUCAUAAUGAAUAUGUCUGUUCUCUUUUGUUCUUUCUAACACAGUUCUGUUGAGGAUGGUAAGAAGGACCCUCUCAUUAGAAUGAUAUGGUCCUCUUUUUGAAAGCAAUUGUACAUGUAGAUACUUAGGCCAAUUCAACUUAAUUAGUAGAUUAUCAUCCAGGGUCAGCAAAAAGUAUGGGGUGGGUGGGAGGAUUUUAUUUUUUAAUUUUUAUUUUCUGAGAAAAAUAUUAAAGACAAACAAGAUUUUUUUUUUCCCAACAGAUCUGCAUCAUUUAAUGGCAGAUGGAUAUCAAUCUAUGCUAUUUUCAUACACUAAGCUUCCAGGUUAAGCUUUAAUUUAAGGAUAUAACAGAAAUACCCAACUUCUUCAAGAUUUACGUCAGUAAGAACGCAAGAAAUUAAGAAAAUCAUAUAAAUCUAUUUUCUUACGUGACUUUUCACGUUCCUAUACCGGAAAUGUAAACAAGAAGUGUAAAUACCGGAGUCGGAUAUGAAAAUAUUCCGGAAAUCGCAAGUUUCGCAACAUAAAAAAAUUCGGGGCGGGUCAAUUUUUGAGGGGCGGGCGGGGAUGAUAAUCUAUCAAUUAAGUUGAAUUGGCCUUAGCUGCAAUAUUGUAUCCCUCUCCGACUUUAGUUUAUAUUGACUUUUUAACAAAAAAGUCUGAGAGGGCAACAUUAUUGCAUGCAGCUAGCAGUCUUACAUUUCGGAACACUGGAAAACCUCAACUGCAUUUCAGGUGUGAGAAAAAUUUGCAAGAUUCAUUUUCACAUGAGUACUGGUAGCCACAUAGGAAUAAUAUGUCAUAUGCAGUCAUUGUAUGUUAAGAGUCACUAAUGAAUAUUAUUCCACGCAAAUUUAUCAGCCAUCAUAGAGGAUUCAGUUCAUGAAAAAGAAAUCUUGUUUACUAGGGGUGAAACGAUACAGUACCUUCUUGAUUCGAUUCGAUUUUCGAUACUUUAGUCUCGAUUCGAUGAUUUUCGAUUCGAUACAAUAGCAUGUUCCAAAUUCUUUAAAAUGCUUAGAUUUUUUUAUAUUUAUUGUAUUUAUUGCUCUCUGCAAAUAAAUUCUACAUAAUAUAAAAGCGUUUAACAUAAAGCAACACUCUUAUCACUUGUCCUAAAGCCGAACUGUCACCAUACCCAGGAUUUAUACAUUGGGGGUGCAUUUUUCAACUCGACUGUGUCCAUUUUGGUACAGCAAAGUUUACUGGUACGUUGAUUGGGCAAUUUUCAAUUCCAUUGGGCAAUCAGAAACCGUGUUAUCAAAAACAAUGUAUCAUAGUAUGCUAUGAUUCUAGAACCGUAUCAAACCGAAACAGACCCGGAAUAAAUCGAACAUCGAAUCGAGACCUCUACAUCGCGAUUCAGUCGCAUCGCAAUGCAUCGUUUCACCCCUAUUGCAUGUUUACAGAUAAUAUUUAUGCAAUUUGGAUGGAUGGUACGUAUACUGUAUAAGCUAAAUUGAAUAUCGCUAAGAAUUUAUUCCAUAUUAGAGCUAGGUAAUAUAAAAUGUAGGCAAAAUUAGCACUUGCUAAAUAUAUAAUAUACCCUUUUUUAUGGGAAAAUUGCUAACUUUGUGUCUUAAUUGCUAAAAAUUCCACUUAUCGUACAGUUCUUGUUUCAUGAAGAACUUGGGUGCAUGUCCCAAGUAUUUUGUGGUGUUGGCUUGUGUAUAAUAAUUUAGUACUUGUUUUCCCAAUAUUUCAUUUUAUCAAAAUGUUUUUUAAAACAAGUUAGGUUUUAAUUUUAUUCUUGAUUAAGAUUUCAUGAAUAAUCAUGAUAGUGGAGGUCUAAGGAAAAGAUCAAAAGAAUACCGAACCAAUGUUCACACACCAUGCAGUAUCAAUAUUACGAUUUAAUUUUGAAUAUUAGCAGCUUGAAGAAAAAUUCUUUCCAGAUGAAUCAUGGGCUCAAUGCAUAUAAUUUUCACUCAUGUUUACAAACACCCUUAACACAUGAAGUGGCGAUAAAAUGGGUUUCGUUGUCAUAAUGGUCUCCUGGAGCUUUCCCUUGGGCACAAUAUUACAUUUCUUUGUCGGAGUUGUUUCCCUUGAAUUGCUCUGACGAUUUUUAAGAUCAUAGGAGAUUUACACAAAGUACUUUUAUUUAAUCUGGACUCAGCUCAGGCAUUUGACAUUUUGCAAUAAAUUCUCAAAAGAUGUUUAAAGAGAGUGGAAAAGGAGGAGUUAUGUGUCACAAUUAAUCAUUUAUGUUUUCAUAUUUAAUUGUUUCGUGCCAGAAAUACAGUUUGACUCUUGAAGAAUGCAGAGCAAUUAUAAUAUUAAUCAUGUAAAUUAUGAUAUGUAUGAAGUAAAUGUGAUGGGUUUUUUUUUAUAUUAAGGAAAUACCUGUACAUAUCCAAACUAUAUGUAUACAUAUUUUUUUUAUGAUUAUCAAUAAUUGAAACUUAUUGUGAGACGCGAAUGAUAUUAAAACAUAAAACAAGAGGGGCCGGCAUACCAGUAUGUAUAAUAAAAUGUAAUAUUGAAAUUCCUCUCACUAAAAAUUAAACUGAGUGCAAACAAUGUACGAAAUAUCAGAUUUCAUGUUUGUUAUUCAUAUAGAGAUUUUUUAUUUUUUUAAAAAUCAGAACAAGUCAAUUUGACAUCCGUCAAUUCUCUUGAAUAAAUUUCCUGAAAUUUAAAGGAAAUUCUGAAAUGAAUAUUUGCAUGCAAGUGAUUCUUUGUUUAGCAAUUUUAGGAAAAUGUGUUCAGCAAAAGGAUUUUAUAAUUGCAGCAUAGAUAUUCUAAUUUAUUUUGUGAAAAUAAAUUGAUAAGGACGUGCUUGACCUUUCUAUUGAACUUUUGGAGUUAUGUAUGAAGGUAUUCAAGCAAAACUAUUUUAUUUGUGGUCGCAAAGUCAAAAAUAUUUUUGUGUAAGAUAAGAAAGUUUGAGAAAUAUAACACAAUUAAUGACUGUACAGUAAUAAAUAUUUAUAGCACAAUCAACGUCAUAGACCCACGAGAUAUAUCACAACCAAUAUAUGAAAACUAUGUCAAUAUGUCACGUAACAUUUAGCACCUCCAUGACAUAGAUCUCUAGAUUUCUACAUGCUGUCGGUCAUAGCUCUCAAGUUCAAUGAUCUGGGAACAUAGGACUGGCUGUCAAUCUAUAUAUCUAUAUAUAUAUAAACAGUUUAUGUAGAAUGGAUCGUACAGGAAAGUGGGUUAGCCGAGUGUUUUAAAGUUGGAUGCCCUGGCAUUAGAUUGUGAAGUCUGUGUGAGACUGUUUUGGUGUGCUGACUAUGCGGGUUUCUUUGUUCUGCCUCCAAUGGAAUAAAGCAGGCUCAGUAUAGUCUCGAGGCCUCAUUACUGUACUGUAUUUAUGCCAACAGUCAGCAUUAUAUUUAUUGUGACUUAAACAGAGAUUUUUAGUGCAGUGAAUUUGUUGUGAAGAAUACCGGUAAUAAAGUGAAACAUUUAGAGGGAGUUUUUUUGUUGGUGAAAUUUACUGAUCUCUCUACAGAUUGUAGUUUACCCUCGCAUCCAUUCAGUGUCAUAAAGGAAUAUUAUUGGCAGUAGGAAUAGAUAUCUAGAAACAAAUCCUCCCCCGGGAAUUCAUUCUGGAGAUUACUUAUUAAGUAGUGUAAAAUUCCAUAAGAAGCUACAAUUUGUAAGGUGUAUUUGAAACAUAUAUGUGUUUCAUGCAGUCGAGUACAUUCAUCAAAGUAAUCCUUUGUUCUGAUGAAUGGUUUUAAAAAUAUACAUAUUGAUAUUUGUUCCCUUUAAUGUUUGAUGAAAAAAAAUGGCCUGGAAUAUUAUACGAAGUCUGGGAGAAGACUUUUUAUCACAGCAUGCGAAUAGAAGUAAUCAAAUAUAAAGGACGUUGUAUUGACAUCUGCUCGCAUGUCAGAAUUGAAGACGGGGACCACUAAUAAAGAAAAUUUGAGCCACUUUUUCUUUUCUUUCUCUUCAUGAAUCCUUGUGAAGACAAUUCAUCAUUUUUCCCAACUCUGUGAAAUCGUAGAAAAAGAGGAAAUGUAAACAAAAAGUGAUACACAGGUCUGACUUGCCAGAGAUCACAUUGAACUUCAUGCUGGGGCUAGACUCCGUCAGGUGUGUCACAGAAGAGAAGAUUGCUUGCCAGCUGCCCUGUGUACAAGUCUUGUUCUCCAGGAAGAAUGGAGUCAAAGGUUUCAGUGACGAGGAGAUGCCCCAUGUUAUGGAGAGUGUCUGCAUGCCAGACACCACCCGACAGGACAGUGUGGCGACUUGUUCAAGCGAAGGAUCUCUUGAUGCCUCACCGCUGACCAAUGAUGGAGGCUGUUCCGUUACCCCUGACAACUCCCGUUCAUGUACACCUUCCUCUAUGAACUGUCUUCUGAGUCCCAUCAGUAAGGACAGUCGAUCAGCAGACAGUUCACAGUGCGAAUGCAAGGACACACCACCACCACCUCUGACAUGCAAAUGGAAAGACUGUGAUUGUGAAGACUUUGAAGAGCAAGGAAUCUUAGAACACAUAAAGUCAAAACAUGUGGAUUCUCAGGAGGGAAAGAAAGUCUCGUGUCUAUGGGAAGGAUGUAAGGUGUAUAGUGUUCAGUCAAGCUCGCGAGCGUGGCUCGAGCGGCAUGUGGUGUGCCAUUGUGGUGACAAACCAUUCCGAUGCAUUGUGGACGGGUGCUCUCUCAGUUUCACAUCACAAAAGGGAUUGGAAAAACAUGUAAACAAUCACUUCAAACUACAACAGUUGCCUAACCAUAGACCUUCGAAGUCACGUGAGGAUACACCCACCAAGAUGUGGAAGAAGAGGAAGUGUCGACGAAGUCGACCUCCUGGUGUUAAACAAGUGGAUUUCUUUGACGAUGGUUUAAUGGAGAAGCUACGUUUACAACUGACAUACAUAACAGAAGUUACACAAAUUGAUCUCAAUGGCAGCUCAAACUCCGCCACAUUCCACAGCCAUGUAAUAGCAAAAAGAACAGAUCGCACUGGAAAAGUCCAAGCCCUUCUCCACUGGCAGCCAGAACAUGUAAUACAAGAUUGCUGGGUUCCAGAGAAGGAUGUAGAAGAAUUCCUAACCUGCUCCAUCCCUCUCAAGCGACUACCUCAACCGACGGCGGCCAACCUCCACUCUUCCAUCUAUCAACACCACAGACUCCGCAAACACCGCAGAAAGUGACAUCACUUAGCAACCAAGUUCCCAAAGUGCAAAUAGAAUUUUGUAAUGUUAUUUUUUUUUUUAAAUUAUUGUUUCAUGACAGACUUUAAUUGAUGGGAUAAUAUGCUGGAUGUUCUUUGAUGAGUCAUGGCUGCAAUAUUUUCUUUUUCAUUGAGAUCUCAUAAUGGAGAAUCAAAGAAAAUAAGCAUUGAUUAAGAUAUUUUUCAGAAUUUAUUUUUAUUUUUAAAGAUUUGAAAAUAUCUGCUGUUUUGUGAAAUGAAAUAGCUCCAAUGAUGAUUUUUUUUUCUAGCUGAAUCAAUUGUAGCCAAUGGGAGGAGAAAUUUAGGUUUUCCUUUCCAAAGGUUAUUUUAUCAUAUUCCACAGUCAUAGUAAUGGGCACUAUCAAAGCAUUACUUUUUAUAGCCAUGAAAUUUUAUGGUAUUCCAAAUUUAUGCCUCAUGCGAAUUAGUUGUGUUUUUCAAAAAAAGAUGAAAUUUAGCAUACUCUAUUAUAGAAAACAUUCCUUCCAAUUUCUUUACCGUCAAAAUACUAAAAUUCCUUGUCUAACCCUUUCUGUAAAUCCUUUUGCUCUGAGUGUUGACAUGUUUUUAUUAUAAAUAUUUGAAGAACUUAAGUGAGGUUUCAAACAUGAUGUAUAAGUGACAUACUCCUUUAAGACUUUGUCUCCAUCUACCUCUAUUCUUUGCGUAAAUUAUUUAUUCUUGAACAGUUAGUUAUCCUCGCCUUCCAUGUGCUGUGUAUAUAUUUCUUUGUCAUUUGAUACAUAUUUCAAAUUCAGUAUUUUGGGGUCAAGAUUAAAUGUUGAAUAUUGUAAUUUUGAUUAAUUGUGGGGGAGGGGAACUUUAAAUUGAAUGCCGAUUGGGAUAAAAUUUCUUUUUGGAUGCUAGAACUGAAAUUUUAUGGGAUUUAAAAUUAGAAAAUAUUAUUUAAUACAAAAAUUUAACAGUUUAGGAGCUUCAAUUGAUUUUAAUUUAUUUUUGUGUCCUGAGAGGUUUGAAGCCAGUAAUCAGUGCACUGUAUUGAUAUGUCCCAGAGUGUGGGCUGUAAUUUGCUCAGUUUUGUUUAAUGUGUGGCUUUAAAUAAGUUAAUUAUGCUGCAGAUGCUGGUAUACAAUAUUUAUAGAUAUUGUAUAUUAUCUCAGGGAAAAACUAUUUAUUUACAACACAGGAAAAUUCCAAUGCAUCAAAAACACAUUUUAGAGACACUGCUUUCACGUUGAAUUCUGAUUGUGUAAAUGAAUUUUAAGUCUGCUGUAUUUGCAAAAAAACUCUUUCCUUCUGUUUGAUAAUUUGACUGACAGGUUGGAAAAUCGUACAAUGUAAUUUCAAGUGCAGGUUAUGUUACACAUGUGUAUACGCAUAAGGACCUGUCAGAUAGUGGUGCAUUUGUGAUGGUUACUGUUGUUAUAUUUCAUAUGCUUAAAAAAGGCAGACACACACGUCUUAAUUUCUCAGAAGUGAAAUUAAAGUGUUUAGGAAAAUAGGGGUGAGAAAAGGGUAUAAAAUUGAAGACUAAACUUUUUUUCAGUUCAUUAGGAACUAGUUAAUUAUACUAAAGAAGCCCUUUAAAUAUCCUUGGUAGUAUACCCAGUUUUAAAUAUACCUAGUCUUAAAAGUACUAUAGUUGGGGGGGGGGGGUGUAUUUUAAAGUUUGUUUGAGCACCUCAACAUUUUUGCUGUUGAUACUGGCUGCUUAAUUUGGGAUUUCAAAUAUUAUAUGUAUUUGUAUAAGAACUUUGAGGAAAAAAAUGAAGAGUAAUGCCAGUGGCAAGUGCAUACCGGUAUAUAUUUAUAAUUUUUUUUUUUACUUUCAAGGAUAGGCAGGACACUGAUCCCAUGAUUGAAAUAUGUUAUGCCAGAAAUGCAACAUCAUAAUAAGUGGCUGUUAUACUUUACUAGCUAUGACAUCAUAGCCUACCAAAUUACGGUACAUCUCAUAGUGGCCUAUGAGAUGUACACAAAUUGUACAUUGUGAUUUCACAGUGACAAGGUUCUUAAAUGAAUAAGAAAAUUGUUGAGGUGUAACAGUAACUCUUCCGGGCCCAUAACUCCCUUUACUGGAAAAAUAUCUCUUCCAUGUUCAAAACUCCCUUCCAGAAAAAGAAUCCUCACAUGAUUUAGACAUAUUUGUAUUGAGGCUCCCCAUUACAACAAAUUUACCAAGUAUGAGGGAAAUUCAUUAACGAAAAAAGCUUUUUUCUCACGCCACUGUCCUGCCUAUCCUUAAAGCAAUAUCUGUUCACUCAUUGACGACUUGUAUGUUAGGGAGAAAUUGAAAAUUGUAUGUGAUGCAUCAGCAAUACAUGACAUAUUACUGGGAUUGUCUCCCUUACUGCACAACAGUUUCUCAGGAUUUUCAUUGGAUAAAUGUUUAAUGUAAAAUCACAGUUUGAAAGAAAAACUAAGAAGUUUUGAAAAUGGAGUAUAUUUUCAUAAGAACAAAGAUCUCCAGGCCUAAUUUUGAUUAUUGUGAUAUUGGGAUCAUGAUGAAUGGUCGUAAAGCUGUACUGUAGGACUUUGGUGCUGAAGAUGAUAAUGGAAUGCUUGAAGUGAAAGAGAUGUACAUUAUACGUACUGUCCAGCGUUGUACGUAUGCAGAAAUAUGAAGAGAAAAUAAUGUACAUGCAUGUAGAGAAAAAUGUUCUGAAUUUUAAACAUGUCUGAUUAAGAUGUGAAUGAAUGCAUUCUGAACAAAUGUAACAUCAGAAUUUUACAUUUGAAAAUAAAUGUUUUGUACAUUUUUAUCAAUGUUGAUGGACAUUGACAAGAUAUAGAAACAUUUUUUGACAGCAUUUUACAAACGGUGAUAUUUUAUGUAUCAUUCAUUUUUCAUAUUCCAUCAUUCAACAGAGUAGAUUCGAUCAUGUGCAACAUACCGGAACAAAACAUAUCAGUAUUCCAAUGUGAGAGAACCUUUGUGCAUGAUGCAGAUUAGAUAGCAAAAAUGUAAAUGAGAGACUUGUGUAAAAUCACAUAGCAUUCUUGAGGUUAUAUUGGUGAAGGUGAGACUGUUGACCUUCAUUGUACAUAGAUAUAUUUAACCCAGCUCUAAGCUUGAAGUCAAGGUUCACUGUUCUCAGAUGUUGUUGCAUGCACAUUUUGUACAUGUGUUUGUUUGUAUAUAAAUGACCUUGACCUGCUUGCUAGUGACCCUAGGUGUCUAGCUUUGUCUGUUGAUCCUUUUUAAGAUAUUUAUGUUCUGUUUUUGUAUAUAGAUAUUGAGCUGUUACCCACAUACAAUUCCCAAACUGUAUGUAUUGUAUAUGUGUCUGUAAUGAGGUUAAAACUAUGCUGGAAAUGAAAUACACAAGAUGGCAGAAAGAAUAUACUAGUAACAAUGAAAAAACUUUUGAACUUUGAUGUAGAAGAAACUUGAUUGCAGUCCACCUCCCACCCCCCACUUCUGCUCAAUAUGUAGUUCAUGCAAAAACAAAAAUGGCUAAUUAUACCGUAAUUUAUAAAGCAUUUCAUGCUGUUUGUGCUUGUAUAUCUGUCAUUAUGUAAAUAUUUACCACUUGAAUAUUUAUUUCUUCAGAAUUAUGUCAGGCAACAGAUAAUUUGAAACAGUUUGUUGUACAAACAAUUUUAAGAUGUGACUAGUCAUUGGUUUGUUUUCGUUUUGUUUUGCUACAUUCUCAUGAAUAAAGAAAAGGGUUAAGGAUAUGUUGAAAAAAAAGAUCAUGUUUCAACUUAAUUAUUGUACUACAAUUUUAUUGUGGAAAUUUACGUCUGAUGUUAACAACAUGUGUUCCGGGGAUAAUCUUUACACUUAGUUGUUGUUUCCAUGAUGCCAAUAUAUUUUUUGCGACAAAAAGCCGUUGAAGGCAGUUAUGUAUGUGUAGGUAGUUCAGUUGCAAGUGUUGACUGUACCACCAUGCUUGAAUUAUUUAUAUUUACAGUGUGUUGGAAGUUCUGAAAUGUCAGAGAUCAGAGACACAUGUCAGACAAUCAAAGUUUCCAUCAAGUUUUAGAUUCUGUCAUCUUUUGAAUGAUUUUCUAGAUAUGAAUUUUAGCGAGUUUUUGUAUGGAUGGAUUUUUAAAUGAAAUAGUUCUUCAUCAUAGCUCGGAAUUCUUGUUCCAAUUUAUAUUCAUUGAUUUUCUUCUUUCUGACCAAAAAUCAAACAUUCGUUAAAGGAAAACCUGCAUUCCAUUUCCAAAUCACUGGAGAGUGUCUUUUUUUUUUAAAUCUUGGAUCAGACAUGAUAUUUAGAGAACGUGGAAUAGUGUCGCUGUGUCCAGUUGAAGUGAUCUCAGAGAAAGUCAGGCACGAAUGUUGUAUUGAAUCAAGUAAUGUAGAAAAAACCAUGAAAUUUAGUGUGCGAUUUCUAAUAUAGUCUUUCCUUUUUUUAAAUGUAUGUAAGUUUUGAAUCAAUAUUUGAUGAAAUUGAAGUCUUAUUAAUACUCACUAUACAACAUACAGUGAAAACCGAAUAAGCUAACUGUAUUCACAGAUUAUAAUAUGUGAUGUGAUUUACACCAUACAUGUAUGUGACAGUGUUUUCUAUUGGUUGGUUGCAUAUUAACAUUUUUUAGGGAAAUGCAAAUACAGUGUAUGUUUUCGAUUGGUAAAUUGUAGAACUUGCAUAGAUUUGAUUGGUUGAUGAUGUAUGGUUUUCUCAUGUUGUGCCUACCAUUGUAUUUAUAUUGUGAAAAUGGUCUGACUGAGAUGUGAAUAUUUUCGUACUGUAAUAUAUUCAUUUGAAGUCUACAUGUGAAUUGACAGUCCUCAAUAGACUGUCAGAACAUCAGCCAUAUUUAGAAGUAAAUCAUUCUUUUCUGGCAAUAUUCAGGUAAUUUGAGGGUUAUUUCAAUUACAUAGAGAAGGCAUCAUCUGAUUUACAUAGUAUUAAAUACAACUAUAAGUAUUAAAUACAUUUCAGCAGAAAACUAACAACCUUCAGCUACAGAAAACAAUUGUUUACUGGUCAGUAUGGCUGCACAAUGUAUUGGAGACUGACACACAUGUAUUGGCUAUGAAGAUAUGUAAUGUAAACAUUCUUCAAUGGCAUAAAACAUUUUGGUGAUUUUCUACAGUGUUCAAGUGAUGCUUUGAAAGUUUUGACAAGAUCUUUGUUGCGUUUGUUUUCAGACUAAAUGUACAUUAACAUCUGAAAUAAUAUUAAGAAGCGAGGAUGUAUUGCGUUUGAUAUUUAUAAAUGAUUAGGUCAUCCUAGUAUUGUACAAGUAGAUAGAUUUGUACAAAUAAAAGUGACAAAGAAA